GCAAAAGCUCACUUUUCAAUCUUCCUUCUCUCCAGCAUCGUACUCAUGAAGCUCUCGUACCUUCCGCUCGCGCUCCUUGCGAUCGCCUCCGACCUUGUCUUUGGUGGCACCAACGCGCCUGGGCUGGCCGCCGGUGUCACAGGCGGCGGCAACGCAACGCCCGUAUACCCCACAAACAUCAACGAGCUCAAGGCGUACCUCCAAGACGCUGUGCCCCGGGUCAUUGUCCUCAACAAGACGUUCGACUUUCGCGGCUCCGAGGGCAAGAAGACCGAGACGGGGUGUCGCCCCGACUACACGCGCGCUUGCAUCGCCAAGAAGAAUGGUUUCCAGAGCCAAGAUGUGAUUUUGCAGGCCGGUGGCAUGGCCAACACGGGCGGAUGCACCAACGGCACGCCCGUCCAAGUCUCGUACGACGUUGCGGCCACGAAGAACCCGCUCGUCGUGUCGGGCUCCAAGACCAUCCGUGGUGAGGGCCAGAAGGGCGUCAUUGUCGGCAAGGGUCUCUGGCUUCGCGGCGACAACAUCAUUCUUCAAAACGUCCAUGUGACCAACCUCAACCCGCAGUACGUCUGGGGCGGCGACGCCAUCUACCUCAACGGCAAACCCGAUGGCUCAGCCCUGCAAAAGAUCUGGAUCGACCACGUCAAGAUCUCGCUUGUCGGUCGGCAGAUGCUCACGACCGACGGCGCUGGCUCAGACAGCAUCACCGUCAGCAACUGCGACUUUGAUGGCCACACAACAUGGUCGUCGUCGUGCGAUGGCCACCAUUAUUGGAACAACAUUUUCAUCAGCAACCUCAAGAUGAGCUACAUCAACAACGUCAUCCAUCACACCUCCGGUCGCGCGCCCAAGAUCAACUCGUCCAACGGCAAAUACUCGGUGCAAGUGCACGUCGCCAACAACUACUGGUACGACAACACGGGCCACUCGUUCGAAGUCGACCAGGCGUACGUGCUCUCAGAAGGCAACUACUUUGAGACGACGGCGUUGCCCAACCUUGCCGAGCCCAACGGCUGGAUCAUGUCGACGACCAACGACAACAAGGGCACAUGCAAGGCGGCGCUCGGCCGCGACUGCGUCCCGGACGCAUUUACCAACAGCGGCAAGUUCGUCGACCAUGGCGCAAGCGCGGUGCCGGCCAAGAUGAAGGGCAUCGCGACGGCAUUUUCGACGCAGCCCGCCAAGCGCAUUACCUUGUCGACGGCUAACUUUGGUGUCGGCAAUCUCUAACUGUGCAUUUUAUCGUGUUGUCCUUUUCUAAUAUCAAAAUGUUCAUGAACGUCAUUUUCAGCGAAUUACUUUACUUUCAAAUUUCUCCAAAAAAAAGUC
Molecule: messenger RNA, 1332 nt
Organism: Saprolegnia diclina VS20
Lineage: Eukaryota; Oomycota; Saprolegniomycetes; Saprolegniales; Saprolegniaceae
Exons: 1
Coding region: 46-1233 (395 amino acids)
Molecular function (GO): pectate lyase activity
Source: RefSeq, a predicted model, not a curated record